GUAGAUUGAACUUUGACCAUGUUUACUCCACAUUAAUUGUCCUUUUUUUCUUAAACCCCGAUCUAAUUUUUAUAGACUAGAAAAUAUUUCGUCUAUCUUCUUGACUGAAAAUUUACUCUUGAGAGAUAAGGAACAAAGAACUGUAGUGACUUCAGUAAAGCAAGUGGUUAUUGGUAGAGAAAAUGAUAAUUUAUGUCUCAUUCAGCGUUAAAGGAACCUUCUUAACCUUUGCUCAUGUGAUACAAGGACACAUUUUUGUCUAAUUGACAGAGAUGUGGGGAUGUGAAUCAGUUUUGUAGUUCAUUUGAUACUGCUACUUGUAGAUGUUAAUAAUUCUCUGGUAUCCCUGCACGUGUGAGCUUAUUUAUUAGAUUCUUUUUCAAGCUUUAAUAUGGAAAAUUUAUAUUUGCAAUGUGGGAUGCAGUGGUUCAGUUGCUGAAUGUGUUAUUCCUUUGGAAACACGAGAUGCCUAUUUCAAAGAUUCAGCGUUUUUGGACGCUUGCUCUUUACAGUAUGCAAUUUAAGUGGCUUCAAAAUGUUAGAUGGAUGAAUGAGAGGGCAAGCCCAAAUUGUGCAUAUGUUCCAACAUCUAUUGAACAUAUUGCAAAUGUCAUUACUCACGGAGUUUGGGUUGUUCCCAGCAUUUUAGCAUGCUUAAUGUUGAUACAAAGGGCACAGAGUUGGCCACAAUACUGGUCUGCUGUAGUAUAUGGUGCUGCUCUUAUUUUGCUCUUCACAGUGUCAACUUUCUUCCAUUCAGUUUUCUAUUGCAGCAGAAAUAGCCACUUGAAAGAUGUUUUGCAUCGAGGUGAUCGGGCAAUGAUAUAUGUGUUCAUUGCGGCUUCAUAUUUUCCAUGGUUGACUUUGCAACCAUUACCUCCAAGUGGUUGGGCUGCUGAACUUCGUUGGUUUGUUUGGGUUUUGGCAUCACUGGGUAUUAUCUACCAGCAGAUGUUCCAUGAACAAUACAAAUGCCUUGAAACUUUUUUCUAUCUGGUAAUGGGAAUUAUGCCUGCACUUGCAAUUGUUGAAAUGAACGAGUUUUCUGGAUUAACAGAACUGAAAAUUGGAGGUAUCAUCUAUGUUCUUGGGGUAUUUUUCUUUAAGGCAGAUGGAAAAAUUCCUUGUGCUCAUGCAAUAUGGCAUCUCUUUGUAGUGAUGGCAGCUAGUGUUCAUUAUUAUGCUAUACUCAACUACCUGUAUCCCACAGAGGAUGAAAAUAUAAUGUGACUCAAAAUUCACUGCAGACAUCUAAAAAUUUGUUUUAUUAUUUUAUUAAAUAUUUGAACAGCUAAAACCUUUUGCAGUAUGGGAUAUACAUUUCUAGAAUUUUUUUUCUGUUUUUCUUCUUUUCUUUAACAGUUUUGGAUUAUUGCAGUUUGGGGUUUUUAUUUUUAUAAAAUGCUUGUUAUGACUUUAGCUCCAAGAGAAUGUUAAUUAUAUUAUUGUUGACAAAAGAAAAUGAAAACUAAGUUCAUGAAAGUGUGUGCUAAAAAGAUGUUUUCCUAUAAAAAAAAUAGUUGCAGUGUUUAGAAUAUACUUUGCAAGCCAAAGAAAGUAAGAGAUUGUCUAUUAUUUUAGUCUCUUGCCUGUUGUUGAAGUCUUGAUCAUUCAUGAAGUGUUAUACAAGAUCAAGAAGUUAUAUUAACAAGUAUUGUGUGAAUUGUUUCAUAUUAUUUGUUUGUUUCUCUGAAGCCAUAUUAACUAUACAAAGUAUUUUGUAACCCACCCUGCAGUCAGUUUCUGCCAGUGUCAUUUCUCUUUGCUCAUCUGAGGAGUACAGAAUCAGUAUUAUGAUCAGGAGUGAAUAAUCCUCCUUUUUUCCCCUUCAUUAAAUAUACCCAGUAGCUGUAUUGGGGUGUAGUAAUAAAUGUAUUUUAAUGUUUUAAAUGAUACCAAAGACACCGCUCUGAUCACUUCUCGAAUAUCUAUGGAUUUUAUGAAUCUGAAAAUGGUUACUUUCUCUUUUCUAAGCAUUCAUAUGGGGAGAGAGAAAAACAAAGGUGUGUGCCCUUUGAAAAAUGAUGGGGGCUACGUCUUCUGGACAAACUUUUCAGUAGAGUACAUAUAAAUUAAUGUACAAUUCUAAGAUUAUAAACAUCUUUGAUAUAAAUUUAAGGUUUUAUAAUUUUAUAGUAUGAAUAUAUAAAUAUAUAUAGUUUAUAUUUUCUGCUGUUAUCGUAUAUAAGUAUAUGUAUAUGUAAAUGAAAGUUUUGCAAAAUCUAGGUGUACCCUUGGAAUAUGAGUUGAGGGAUACAUUUAGUGGAUACCAUAAUUAGCAUGAAUGUUACUUGAUAUAUAGUUAUACAUAGAGGCAUAGAAGUUUCAAGCAUGUGCAGGAUAUAAAAUAGGUUGUGAGCUAUACUUUCCGGGAAGAACUUGGAACAAUGACUUAAUUUAAUAAAAUAGAAUUUGGAAGCCUGUUGAAUUGAUUCAACAAUCUGCGUAAUAUUCAUAGCUGUGCUUUAAACAUUUUAAUUGAAUGCAAAAUGUUAAAAAUUUUGGAUUUUCUGGACAAUUGACUACUUUUUUCCUAUAGAUCUGUAUUCAAUAAAUUGAAUCUCUUUUCCAUCAGUUUUCAAUUUUUAUGCAAUGUCAGCUUUUUCUAUUUUUGACAAAUGCUACUAUCUCAGUUUUGUAUUUUGUUUGAAUUUUUUUCUUGAAAGUAGCAAGAGUGACAAAUGAGGGGGAGUGGGAGUUAAAUUGGUUAUUUGCUGACGUUUAAAUUAGUUUCCUGAAAUGUGUCAAAUUAUUAUAUCUUUCAGAAGAGUGUUAUUUCACUUGAAGGAAUUUACAAUACUUCAGGUACUCCAAUUGGGAAUUAGCUGGUGAGACAAGUUCCUCUGAAUAGCAAUGUUAUCAGAUACUAUUCUCAUUGACAUCCUAAUCUUUGAUCUGCCAGUACUUUCACUUUGUUUUGCUUUCAAUUUACUUAAGUCUGUUGAUCCAUUGCAAAUGUUUUUCAGUGUUUGUUGGAUGAAGUUUAUCUUCAUUCAGAUUUGGUACUUUCUUCUCUUUAUAUAUUUAUUUUCUGUAUUCAUUGAUUAUUGCUUAUGCUUAUUUUCUUGAUGAAGUUCUUUUCGUUGCUCAACUCGUUGACAUUUUCUAACCUUCUAAAAACAAUAAAAAUGAAUAAUAAAUAAUUUGUAGUGAAUUUAAUAUGAAACAACACAGGAUGUUCUUCUCUUCAAGAGAUGUGAACCGAACUUAUAUAGGUUUUGCCCUUAAUGCUUCCAUUAUAUGGGCUUUAAUGGAGAUAAAAUAUUUAGUACUCUAAGAUUGAGAAGGACAGAUCAUUCCAGUAUGCCAUAACAGGUCUGAAGCAAAAGAUUCGGUAUCUAAUCAAGACAGGUUGCAAACAUAGUUCUCUAGGAACUACUUCAGCAGAGUUAAAUAUAAUAAGGUGAGGAUUUUCCAAACAACAUUCCUGAUUGACUUCUGUUAAAUAUUGGGUGUGUUGCAUUGAUCUCCACUGCUUCUGAUUCAUUAGAGAAGUACAACUUCGAAUUCCUGCCAUGUGCUAAAUUAUUCAUGCUUGUCUGAGUAGCAAUCGGUAGUUUGUGGUCUCACUGUUCAUGGUCAGUUACAUGUUAAGUUAAUUUUGGCCUUCUCAAAGUAAACCACAGAUGAUAAAUAAACCACAGCAUAAGGUAAUAUGAACCUUUUUUUAGAAAUAAAAUUCAGUAAGUAAAUAAUAAUUCAAAAUCAGUUAUUAUUAAGAUGAGAAAUUGUGGCCAUUUGAUUGACCCACAUCCCUUCUUCAGCUACUUGGAGAACCUCUGACAAAACAUAAUGUGCAGUGCAUGAAAUGAAUAUUUGGUGUAUUGCUACAAAGAACUGUUUUUUAUAACUCCCCAUGUUAAAUUUCACAUUUGUAUUGUGGUUUCAAUUAAAAAAUAUGUUCUAAACAAAACUUCUGCAAAAUAUUGCAGUGUCAAUUAUUCAAUAACUACUUACACAUGCAGCUCUUAAUUCUUUUUGCUGCAUGCAUAGAUUUACAAUCUUCAUUUAUUAUCCAGGAUUGGAAAAAUAAUUUUAAUGUUGUCUUUAUCAUUGUUGACUGAAUAAAAUAAGUAUGUAAUUGACAUUUUUAAAAUGCUGUGGCGUUUUCAGAAAAAUAAAUUGCUUAAAUAGAUGUGAAGUUGGCACUGCUAUUGUUUGACCCAGACAAGUUUAGAUCCUACUUAUUUUUAAUAAUAUGGAAGUUCACUGUUGAUAUUUUGAUUAUUGGUUCCAAAACAUCUUGGUUACAGAAGAAAUGUGCAUUAAGGAAGUUUUUCUUGGCGGCACACUUAUGUUGAGUGAUAUUAGAUCAGUCUUCCUACUGAGGUGAAUGUGCUUUCUUCUACAGUGACAAAAAAUACAAUAUGAUAUGUAUUUUGUCACUCAUCAUUUUCUCAAUGCAAACGAUGCUCUCAUAAAUUAUUGAAUUAAUGACAUUUCCUAUUUAAUCGCAAAGCUAUUAGCCGAAUUGUAGCUUCUGAAUUUUAUCCUAGGUAUAGUGAUAUAUUCUGUGAUAUUGUUAAAUUAGUGAUUGUCAAUGGCUGACUGACUGCAGUGAGUUUUCAAAAAAAUUUAAUUAUUUCGCACCUACCUCAUGCAGGCACGAAUUGUUUAAUUUACAUGUGUUUUGUAUUUUUGUGAUAUUGCAAGUUCAUUUACAUUCUUUUCCAAUAAGGUUACAAAUUGUGUUAAUGUCUUGUUUAUUUUCAGUAAUUUUUGUGCAGAAUUGCUGCCAUAGUUUGCCAAAAAAGUGUUGUUGUUUCAUAGUUUUUCAUAGAUGUAACAAUUUAUAUUUUAAUACAUAAAUAAAUAUAUUAAAAUGUUCUAUUCAAUGAAUAUAAAAAUAUUUCGUGUGAGUAAUAAUUUGUGGGGACAAACUGUUUUCAUAAAGGUUUUCAUACAUGCCUCAAUGUUUCUGUAAACUGUAUUUGUAGUUCUUAUGGAUGUAAGAUUACAUGUUAAUGACCUGUUUAUAAAGGUAUUUCAGUAUCCAUCAUAUCAUUUGAACAUGUAGAAAGUGCAAAAGAAAGACAGCAAAUAAGUCUUUAACAUAUAAGUGUUAGAUGUGUAAUUCUAUUGAAUGUAUUGCUCCUAAAAGUAUUUUGGUCCCAGUAGGAACGUGUCUUCUUGAUGUGAGAAGAUUAAAUGUCAAAUCUGUGAUUUCAUAUUGUUCAUAAUAUUGUAUUCCACUUAAACAAAAUACUUAAUGGAGUUAGUUACUUUUUUGAAAUGGGAGACAAGGAUCUCAGCUCUGCUGCAUAGGACAAACAUUGUAAUGAAAUCAAUUUAAAUUCUGUCCACAUCUUGUCAAUAAUACUAUAACAUACAUGUUUCAUAUAGUCAUAAAAUUUUUUAUUUACAAAUUAUAUUUUUUACGUGUAUUUUUGUUUAUUGAAUAUUAUGUUUCAAUAUAUUUGUGGUUUCAGGGUUAAAGUUCAUUAGUUGAAAAGUUUAGUUAAGGACUUUUACCCUGGGACCUCAAAUAAAUUGAAGAAAAGCAGAUGUGUGCUAAUUAAUUAUUGCUUAUUUGUUCUCUCUCAUAUUUUACUUAUGUUUUGUGAUAAAAUGUUUGGUUUGGAAUGAGCAGAACUGUGGGAAUUGAAGUAGCCCGGGUAGAGUAGAAAAUGAAAUUCCAUUUCUUCUCUAAUUUUAAUGAAAAUAACCUCCCAUUUCUCAAACAAGUGUACUAUUUUAUGUUCAAAGGUGCCAACGGUAGGCAGGUCGGGUUAUGUUAAAAUUCUUUAGAGUGAAUACCUUUAUAUACUCUUAAUGCUGUGUUCUGUUAAAUUAGUAAGUUUUUCAAAUGUGGUGAUGUUUACAUGCAGUAUUGUUUUUCUUUACUACAAAUAUUCUUGUAGGUUGCUCAUCCUUUUUUAAGGGAAUUCACUUAACAUGUUUUUGUUGGGUUUGUUGUCAUAUAUUUUAUUUGUACAGAGGUGUGAUAUGUUGUAUUGCAGAUGGUUUUGAAGGGUUUACAACAUUAAAUGUUUAAUUUCUCAUUGGAAAGUGUAAGUGCAUCCAAAAUGUAAAAAAAGUAUUUAAGAUUUUCUUUCUUAAAAUAAUAAAGAAAUAUUGGUGUUGGCAGACUUUGAAGACCUUGAAAGUCAUAGACUUCAUCUGUAAAAGUCAUGAAAUUUGAAUAUAAAUCAUUGAGAAGGCAAUAAUGUGUUAUAAAAAUAUAGAAUACUAAAAAUUCUGAAUAAUUAUAAUUAAAAAUAGUGAUUUGUUUAGUUAUUGUUAGUGGAAUUUUUGUCGACACUGUUCCAAUGAAAUUCAUUAUGGAGAAAAUAUCAUGAGAGGUAGUUUUAAUGCAAAGAUCAUAACAUAUUGCUCUCUUUCUUCCUUCUUUCAUGUCUGAAAUCAAAUGGUAUGAUCAUAAUUAAAGUUCAAGAUAGUAGAUGGCAUGUUUGUUAAGAUCGUAAUAACUUUUGCUUGGAGUACUUUUUCACAUUCCGGUAAAGAAGUUCUGUUUGUUUACUUCCUUGAUUUACCAACAAUGCAUCCAUAUUGAAUUUCAUGAAGUUCGUAGAAUGUAAAUAGUUGACAGAAAAAAAGAAGUCGUGGAAAAAUCGAGCAAUUUGAUAUUUCUAAAAUAAGCCAAGAAGUUGUAAAUUUCCCGACUGGUAAGGUAACUUUGCUUUCCCAUUGUGUCUAUAAAUAUACAAUGUUUAAAGUCAAAUAGCUGUUUUAUUAUAUUGAACUCGAGUGGAAUAAUAGCAUAAGAGAAGAAAUUAAGUUUGCAUUCUCUUUAGGCAUACAUUUUUAGCUAGAUAUUAAAAUAGUUGAUGUAUUAAUAAUUCUCUUUAUGUAUAACUUGAAAUUUUAUUUACUUAAUGAGCAAGGACAAUGGAUUUAAAUUCAAAUUCCAUGACACUGUACCAAUAAGAAAUUAAAUCCUUUUUUUGUUAGGAAAUGUGAAAGUUUCAGAAAAUCUUAUUCUAUGAAUUUGUUGGUCAGGCAAGUUCAACUUAUUUGUUGUUGUUGGUCAGGCAUGUUCUGUAAGUGUGUGAUGGAGCGUUUGUUAAUUUUACUGUUUCUGUUGUGUUCUUGGUUAGAUGCUUUAUAUAUUAUCUUAUAUUGUAGAUUGUUUUUCUCUGUAGAACUUGGAAAAUUAUUAACUUCAUUACAUUUCUUAAACUUUUUAAAUGUUGAUGUAGGAGAUGCAUUUUAUGUCAAGUAUUGUAAUUGUAGUGAUAAAUUGAACAAUGAAGUAUCAUGAAGAAGUCUGUUGUAUUGAGACUUUUCAUGUAUGGAUCUUUGUAAAUUUUGGAUUGCAGUUUCUGAUAGUGUUUAAAAAAACACCCACUAAAUAAACAAGUAGAAAAUUAUUACCAAUUAAUAUUCCACCCAUUUACAUUUUGUGUUGAGAAAAGAAGUCAUAGAAAUAUCUGAGCAGAGUUUCAGAAUGUUUUUGCUGCCAUUUGUAAAAGAAUGGUUCAUGGUCAGAGCUGAACAGUUGAUAGAAUGUGCUUAGUGUCUUUCAUGAAUAAUUUUCUGUUUUGAUCUGAACAUAUGUUGGUAUUCAUUAGGAUUGGGUCUUUUAAUGGAAAAUUUAAAUGAAAAAAAUUCCUUCAGAAAUAGUACUAUUGUUUUCUUAUUUUGAUUCUUUGUGCUUCAUUCCUGCAGAAAUAUAACUAUUUUGAUAUCAUUUCCUGAAGAAGGAAUGAAGGAAAGUAGUAAGCAGAAUCUGUUUACUUCAUUUUUGGAGCCUGAAAUAUGAUCUUUGAUGGUAAUAUUCUAAUAUUUUUAUGUAAGUGAAGAAUAAUUCAAAAUUUGCUUAUUAAAUAUCUUAAAUUCUACUAAAAAUAUGAUGGUUGAGUGAACUAUGGAACUAGUUGAGAAAUAUUUAAUUUUUGAGACUAGAUAAAGAACAAUAAAUUCUUUAUUUACAAUAUUUAAUGGUCCUAAUUUGUUUGUGGUCAUUAAAUAAGUAAAUCAGUUAGUUCUGUCAAUACUUGAGAACACUGUUCAAACAUAUAUUGGACUUUUUUUUGACAGUUCAGUUUUGGGUUUUUGGCUUGGGUAUUUUAGCCCAAAUGCUACUUGUGUGGAUAUUACUUUCAAGAAAAUUAAGAAACGUGAUAUCUCCUUCACUGUCUGUGGAGUUCCUUUUUAUUUGUACUGUGGGGUUCAGAAUGAACAUUCUAUUUGCCCCACAUGUUGCAUCAUAUAUCGGUUUAAUAAAUUUGUUUAAUGUUUACUUAUGGUGAGACAGUUUAGUGGCUCUAUUUACAAAGGUGUCCUGAAGAAUUUGAAAUGAUGAGACGUUAGUGUCAGUUUUGAAGAGGUUUUAUAACUUACUCUGCAGGGUAUUUAAUAUGAAUGUGUUCAGUAAAAUCCACCUUUAUUUUACAGUGAAAUUAGACUGAUUAAGACAGAAUUUUAAAUGCACCUACCCCAAAUCUAUCAUUCAUGCUAAUUUUGAAGUCAUAAUCCUAGAAAGUGAAAGUGAAAAUUCAAAGUAUAUGACUUAGAGGAAGGAGAUUUCACUGUAUCUAUUGGUCGAGAACUGAUAAAUUUAAUAACUUUCUAGUUUUCAAAUAUAUUUAGAAUUCUGUUUAAUAUUGGCCUUCUAUUAGUUAGUAGGAAGGGGUACAAUGAUAAAUUCCACUUUGUAAUGGAAAUAACCAACUGAUUUAUUGUUUAGAUGAAGUAAAUUCUUUACUUAAUAGCAGAAUACCAUGAAGUUACAUAUGAACCAUUUGACAUAUUUUAAGAAAAAUUUUAACUAAAAUUUUCCCAGAAUUGUGUAGUUUUCAUAAAAAACUCUCAUCACAGGUGCUUUGAAGACAUUUUUAUAAAUUCAUUUCUAAUGUGCUACAUGUGAUGUAUAGAAUUUUAAGUGUUUGUGAGAUGUAAAUAGGAACCUCAAAUUCUGUUCUAAAGAUCGAACGGUAAAAUAGAACCAUAAUUUAUACCUCUUUACCAAACAUAUUUUGGAAAAUAUUUCUUAUAAGAGAUACCUACAUUAGACCUUCAAUGUGAUUAUGCAUGUGGACAGUGACGAUCUGUACUCUUUACCAAUGUGUGUAUAUCAGUAUUUUGUGUAUUCUUUUUGUAAAUGUAAAACAUGUAGGAAUGCUGCCUCCAUGUAGCAACAUUUUGUAUUGUGAAUUAAAUGUAAUUGCAAAGAAAA
This is a messenger RNA of Gryllus bimaculatus (two-spotted cricket), 9139 nucleotides long. NCBI's taxonomy places the organism in Eukaryota, Metazoa, Arthropoda, Insecta, Orthoptera, Gryllidae. The record is from the annotation of a GenBank genome assembly.